Pseudophryne corroboree (corroboree frog) is the source of this 2660-nucleotide messenger RNA. RefSeq names its product patatin-like phospholipase domain-containing protein 2. The transcript has 9 exons. Gene Ontology annotation, cellular component: cytoplasm; lipid droplet; membrane. NCBI's taxonomy places the organism in Eukaryota, Metazoa, Chordata, Amphibia, Anura, Myobatrachidae. Gene Ontology annotation, biological process: lipid homeostasis; positive regulation of triglyceride catabolic process; triglyceride catabolic process. The record is from RefSeq and is a predicted model, not a curated record. Bases 136 to 1641 code for a protein of 501 amino acids. Gene Ontology annotation, molecular function: triacylglycerol lipase activity.
CGUGGGUGUGGGCGGGGUCAGUGUGAUAGACCUCGGUGCCGGUGUCUCUCCUCCAUCUAGUCAGUGCUAUCAGUGCCCGGCCGGCUGUAAUGUCAGUAGCCGGUGCCCCGCACACCCCCAGCUCAUAACGCCGCCAUGUUUGACCGGGAGAGGGGCUGGAACCUGUCCUUCGCCGGCUGCGGCUUCCUCGGGGUCUAUCAUGUCGGGGUGUCCAGCUGCCUGCAGGAGAGAGCGCCCUACCUCAUCACCGAAGCCAGCAGGAUCUACGGGGCGUCCGCCGGGGCUCUCAACGCGGCUGCCCUGGUGUGUGGGAGCUGCCUGGCUGAGUGCUGUUCGGAUGUGAUGGAAGUGGCCAAGGAGGCCAGAAAAAGGAAUCUGGGACCGUUACACCCAUCCUUCAACCUGGUCAAGAUUCUGAAGAACGGAUUAUAUCGGAACCUCCCAGACAACGCCCAUGAGCUGGCUUCUGGCAAGUUGUGUAUAUCCCUCACCCGGGUCUCUGACGGAGAGAACGUACUGGUAUCAGACUUCAGCUCAAAGGAGGAGCUUAUUCAGGCUUUAGUGUGCAGCGCCUUUGUCCCAGUUUACUGCGGGAUCAUUCCCCCGACUUUCAGAGGGGUGCGUUACGUUGAUGGCGGGAUUAGCAACAACUUGCCUGAGUAUGAGCUGAAGAACACAAUCACCGUCUCUCCUUUCUCCGGGGAAUCCGACAUCUGUCCCAGAGACAACUCCACCAAUUUCCAUGAACUGCGAGUGACCAACACCAGCAUUCAGUUCAGCCUGAGGAACCUCUACCGACUGACGCGUGCCCUCUUCCCCCCUGAGCCUAAAGUUCUGGGAGAAAUGUGCCAGCAAGGAUACAAUGAUGCCCUCAGAUUUCUAAAAGACAACAACCUUUUAAGAGAGCCAUCACCCUCCUCAAAUCUGCUCUUGACAGCACCACAGCCACUCCCCACCACACGCUGCAGCAGCCCACAGUGCACUGUGCCCCCCUACUCCAACAAAGAGGACAAAGAAGCCGAGAAGACGACGCUGGUGAAACGGACACGUUGGCCCCUGGAGAAGAAAAUAAUGGAAAAUCUGCCACCCUUGCUGUACAAAGCCUUGCAAGACGCGUGUAAGGAGAAAGGAGGACUCUACAAUCAGAUAACCAGUCUCCUGCCAAUGCGUUUGGCAUCUUAUAUGGCGUUGCCUUGUACUCUGCCGGUGGAGUCUGCCUAUUCGAUGGCUAUGAGAUUAGUGGACUGGUUCCCUGAUAUUCCAGAUGACGUUCGUUGGAUGCAGGAGCAGAUGUGUUCUGUGGCUGGCGCUGUAUAUUACCAGGCGAGAAAGAGGUUACUCCCAGUAAGGCCACCAGCUCACAGCACCCUAAGGAAGUGUCUCAGCCUCCCAUCUGCGUUCAGUCAUGCUUCCACCUAUCUCUCCCCUAAUACUUAUUCUUCCAUGGACCUUGAAAGCUGGGUGUUUGACUUCUCCAGCCCUGUGACCUCGGAUGUCCAGGAAGCUGAAUUGCACAUGAGAAGACUCGGGUUCCCGUCCUUUCUCAGUCCGGAAGACUCGGGAGUUGAGCUGAACCUCUCCAGGGAAGAUCUGAACUCUUCCUCCUCUUCUUCAUCCUCCUACUCAGAGAUGACUUUCUAGGUUUUACUGGAACUGAAUAAUAGAAAUCUCAAUUGGUGCUUGAAUCUCAGGAAUGAAAAAAAUAACAAGCUAGCAAGCCUAGGAAUGUAAUUGGGAGUGCGCUGUGACCAAACUACCAUGGCCUGUAUACUAUGGAGUGACACUUACAGCAUUUGCGUCUUGUGGAUAAGUAGGAACCUUAAUAGUCCUCUUCCUGGUCUGACUGUACCAUAAAAUGCUUUACAUCUGGACUGUUCUAUAGGCAAUUAUUGGCACGUGGCCUGAAGCCCGUCAGCCUAUCUGCGGCCAUAGAGUACUGGGAGCCAUAAUAGUAUUGUAUACAUUCCUUGUGUUUACCUAGACGCUGUAAAGUGGUCACGUUUUGAGAUUAGAACAAUGAGCUUUAAUUCCUUCUAAUUACAAUAUACUACAGAUUUUUUUUUUUUUUACAAAACUAAAAAAAAAAAUGUUUUUCUUCCCCCCACGUUGAAUCAGGAACCUGGUUAAAACUAAAAAAACAACCCUCUGAGUACAGGUCUGGCCAGGUGGGGUGAUCAUAUUUAUUUUUUUAUGUUAUUUACUUUUGUCCCCAUAACCAGCAGUGAUAUUAAACUCUAUGUAAAUAAUAAAAAGAUAAUUUUAGUAAUCAAAAUAAUAAAAAAUAAUAAAAAUAAAGUAUGAUAUAUAUUUUAAAUGAGCCAACAAUGUUGCACUUUGAUCUGUUGAACAACUUUUCCUCUACAACUAGUAGCGCCGUCUUCACUCGGAGGGUAAUGUAAUGGAAAAGGCUAUUCAUUUGUUUGGGCAAACUGGAUUUUAGUAUCCGCAUUUGUUUUGUUUUUGUGGGCUGUUAAAGAGAAUGUAUUUAAUAGGAGGUGCGGACUCUAUUAGCACGAAGCGGACAAAAGUUUACGUCCUGAAAUAUGGGGAAGAAAUAUCCGUACUUGAUGGGUUUUUCACCUUUUUCUUGGUCUUGAAAAUGCCAAAUGGCGAAGAAGGAAGCCCAAGAAGUGUGAUUGUAGGAUAUUUUUUUUGUUUUU